Molecule: messenger RNA, 852 nt
Organism: Cucumis melo (muskmelon)
Lineage: Eukaryota; Viridiplantae; Streptophyta; Magnoliopsida; Cucurbitales; Cucurbitaceae
Product: chitinase 2-like
Exons: 2
Coding region: 1-852 (283 amino acids)
Biological process (GO): carbohydrate metabolic process
Molecular function (GO): hydrolase activity, hydrolyzing O-glycosyl compounds
Source: RefSeq, a predicted model, not a curated record
AUGGCGGCAGGUCCGGCGAAUGUGUUUAGAGAAUACAUCGGAGCCGAGUUUAACAACGUCAAAUUUUCAGACGUUCCGAUACGCUCAAAUAUUGAAGAGUUUCACUUUCUUCUGUCAUUUGCCAUCGACUUUGAUGCCUCCAGCCGUUCCUUCACCAACGGAGCUUUCGACGUUUUUUGGGACUCCGAUAAUCUUAACCCUUCUGCAGUUGCUUCCAUAAAAAAAGAUCAUUCAAAUGUGAGAGUGGGUGUAAGUCUUGGAGGAGACACAGUAGACAAUGGAGGUUUUGUUUUUUUCAAACCUUCUUCAAUACAUUCAUGGGUUUCCAAUGCUGAACAUUCACUCACUAAAAUCAUUAACACCUACAAUCUCGAUGGCAUCGACAUUGAUUACGAGCACUUCAAGUCGGAUCCGGACACGUUCGCCGAGUGCAUUGGACAACUAAUCAAAAGGCUAAAGAAGAAAGGAAUCAUCUCAUUUGCUUCCAUUGCCCCAUUUGACGACGAUGAAGUUCAAAGCCAUUAUUUGGCCUUGUGGAGAAGCUAUGGCCAUUUGAUAGACUAUGUUAAUUUUCAGUUCUAUGCUUAUGAUAAAGGCACAACUGUUGGUCAGUUUAUUCGACAUUUCAAGGACCAAGUCUCAAAUUAUGAAGGUGGUAGGGUUUUGGCAAGCUUGGCUAGCGACAAUAGCGCCGGCGGAUUAGUUCCCGAAAACGGGUUUUUUAAGGCGUGUCGGAGGUUGAAGAGGGAGAAACUACUCGAUGGAAUCUUUAUUUGGUCAGCAGAUGAUUCUAAAGCCAAAGGUUUUGGCUAUGAAAAGGAGGCUCAGUCACUUCUAGCAACACCCAACUAG